Vollenhovia emeryi is the source of this 3768-nucleotide messenger RNA. It is a transcript of the gene Capr, whose product is annotated as caprin homolog. Lineage: Eukaryota; Metazoa; Arthropoda; Insecta; Hymenoptera; Formicidae. Gene Ontology annotation, molecular function: RNA binding. Gene Ontology annotation, cellular component: cytoplasm. The coding region runs from base 411 to 2264 and encodes 617 amino acids. The transcript has 7 exons. The record is from RefSeq and is a predicted model, not a curated record.
UAGGACUAACGUGUCGGAGAGACAGUGCCGACGGUCGAGCCACACGAGCGAAGCGCGAGCGGAGUGACGGAUCCGGAGUGGCGGAGGCGGAGAAGGAGUGUGAAUGAAUCGCACCCGGAAUGGGUACACGGGUAUUUGGAGAAACGAAAAUAUCCCAGUGAGAAAUGAUUGGUCGAAGGGACGUCGAUCGACAUCUAAUCGACGUCCGUUCGAUGGAUUCGACGCCGACUCGACAUCUUUCCAAUUCGUCAUUCCUCACUGAGGUCUCCCCGGAGGUUUCAAUGCGGAUUCUUGUGGACGUUGCUGUUUUGAUACUAGCGUUUCCGUAUCGUUUCUUUUCUACGACGGUGCGGAUAAAGUUUGCAUGCUGAGAUACUGUUGCGAGGCCAAACACCAAUGCGUCGUCUACAAUGCACGGAGGCAGACUCGAGUCAUAUAGAGAUUUGCAGAAGAAUGGACGGGAAUUGAAUUCGGACCAGAAGACAGCGGUGGCCAAGUAUGACGAGGUGCUUCAAACGUUGGACAUUACGCGUGACCUGUACAAGCAGAUUGUCAACAUUGCCAAUGACGCUGUUAAGCAGCAGAAGAAAUUGGCGCGGAAAGAGGCUGUCGAGCGUAUGCAACAGGACAUUGCAAAAGUGAAGGAGGUGUUACUCACUCAGCAGAUCUUGAUAAGUAUAAACACAGAGUCCAUCAGAGACGACUUCUUUCAUGGGAAGAACGGCGCUAUAAAACUGUCGGAGGAGGAAUUCAAGUACCUAGACAGCUUGUAUAACGAGAUGAUGAUAAAACAUCAGCGCGAGGAAGGUGAUCUUACGUUCGUUCAACAAGCGCAGAAAGUAGCGGAGCAUUACGUCGCGAUCGUGGAUGGGAAGCAGCGCGAAGUUAUUGGCACUACUUAUAACAAAUUGAAGGAGAUUAUCGCAAAGAUCAAUCAAUGCGGCUAUUUCGAUCAGGUUCACGAGUGUUCGGAGGCAACGCCGAUAGAGGAGGUUACUGAGAGUGUGACGGAGACGAAGAUCAGUAGUCCACAGGUGACACAGGAACAGGUCAACGAGGAGUACAGCAAUGGCAACGACAGGCACAUUCCACCGGAGGUAUCCAUGGUACCUAUUCCGAAUUUCCCGGUCCAAGUCGCUACGCUCCCCGUUGUUUCCGGUGCCGGCCCAGUUUCGGGACCUAUACCGGUUGUCCCGCAACCCAUGCCUCAUCCAGCCGCGCCAGUCGAUACUCCUUACUACACGAAUGCCACCAGCUUUGUCCCGCAACCACAACAGCAGCAGCAACAGCAGCAGCAGCAGGCCCAGCAAUCUCAACCUCCACCGGCAGCCCGCAUCAAUGACGUUAUAGGCACGCCCAACUUCUUUUUCUUGCAGGAAUCUGAACUUGAUCCACCGGAGUCGCAAGCACCUAUCGUAUCACACAUUCCUCCCACAGUCAAUGCGCCCAUUCCCACGCAAACCUUCACAAAUCAGAACUUUGCAACUGCGCCUGUGAGCGUACCUCAGCAGGUUAUAUAUCAGCCGCCGCAGGAUAUAUCGCACAUUCCUGGCUUCGCGAAUCCUAAUCCACCGCCGCCGAUUCCGAUGCCGCCUUCUCAUCAGCAGCCGAAUAUGCAGUAUAGCCCGCAACACCCGAAUAGUUUUCAACCUCAACAGCCACAGCAGCCGCAACCGAAUGCUGCGCACCUACCGCAGCAAGGUCAGAUGCAGAACUUUAACGAGCAAGCGCAUCAGCAGGAGGCUCAAGCAUCCACGGAGGAAAAGGUCGAGAAUGGUCAAAAUGAAAUUUCCGAUUCAUCGUUGGAACAGCAAAAUGAAUCUAUCGAUUGGUGCCAGAUGACCGAGACCAAUGAUUGGAAUCAGUCUGAUCAACAGCAACAAUCCAUUCAAGAUUGUCAGCAAGCGUCACAACAAACGUCCCAGCAGGCCUGGGUGCCUGACCAACGUGGUGGAUACAGAGGAAGAGGAGGCAGAAGGGGGUCCGCUAGUAACUAUAAUAGCAGAGGAAGGGGAAAUUACCAGCAAAAUGGACGCGCAGGACAAGGCGCGUACUAUCGCAACGACAGUAAUUAUCAAAAUGGAUACCAGCAGCGUGCCUGGGGUAACAACGAAGGGAAUAACGGAUAUAAUAGCGGCUUUAAGCGAGGCAGUGGCGGAGGAUCCAGAGGUACACGCAACGAACGCGUUAGUCGCGGACAAUUCAGAGGACAAAGGGGAAGCAACCGUGGAUAUGCGCCACGUGGCAAACCCCACACGCAAUAAGGGAGAAAAAGGAACGCUACAACUGCUAGCGUAAAUGCACAGUAAAACACACUGUAAUGAUGCUCUGCGAGUACGAUUCAACUGUCUAUUUAUGAAAAAGCUUAAGUCGAGACAAUGCAUUUGCAACAUGAAAUAAAACUUAAAAGAGCAGUAGGUACCAUGCAGUGUUGCAUGCUUAAGAAUAUUGUACACAAUAAUAACUUUGAUAUUAAAAAGAUUACGUGAAUUAAGUGGAAUGUUAGAUUUUGUAAUGCAGAUCUAGCUGCAUUGUAUGUUUUUUUAUCCUUUGCAUAUUCACAGAUAUAUUAAGUAACUUUGAGAAGAUGAAGUUUAUUGGUUGUAUAGAAAACAUAAGAUCUUGCGACUGAUGUGUGUCGUACGAAGCCUACGUAUGACACGAAAGAAAAGAAGACUUGCGCUGGGGCAUUUGCGGCUUAGGAUAUUUCUUAAAUAUGACAUUGAACAAAUACAACUUUGCAUUUAAAUUUGAUUGUAAUUACGAAGAAAAAGUAAUGUUAAUAAAAAGAAAAGAUGCAGAGGUAACAUUGUGAUAUAUGAAGAAAAAUUACCAAAUUAAAAAGUGUGAACCUACCGUGCAAGUAUUAUUGUAUUAUGACAGAAGGCAGGUUUCACAGGGCAACAACAGCUGAUUAACAAAGAUUAGAAAAAUAAUUUUAUUAUAAAAAAAUACAAAAAAAAACCGAGAACUCAAUACAAACAUUUCAUGUAAAGACUACAAGAACGUAUUUAAAAAUAACGUUAAGAUGAUUAUAAGUAUAUAAUAGGGCGAUCUGCACGACCAUCUCUUUGUCUUGCGCGUCAUUAAAAAAAACAAGAAUUUCUAAGAUACCAGAAAAAAAGGACCUAGCGAGCGCCGCCUUCUAAACUGCUGAGGAUAUUUUUGUCUAACAUGUGAAUCUGAGACGUAAACACAAACCGAAAUUGUGAAAACAGUAGUUUGGAAGUUGUAAAUGGUUCACGAUAUAUGAAAUCUAUGAAAGAUGUUUUUUUUCACACAAAGAUAUGUCGUGAUAUGCACUUGAUACUGCUAUCGGCUCCUUCUCCUAUUUUUUCUGGGCGAUUCCGAGAUUCUUCACGAUGAUCGCGCCCACACAGCCACGGCUAAGCGAAAGAGAUUGCGGUGCAAUGUCUUCGUUUACGAUGUAUGCAUUACCUGAAUUUUUUUCUAUUACGAAAGGGAAAGAAACAUAUGAUUAUUUUUAAAACGGAGAGAGCGAUUAGUGUGCGAGGCUUUAGCAUAUAAGUCGAGUUUAUUGUACAAUUAACUAGACGCAGGGGGAAAGAGAGGUGAGGAAAAAAAAGAAUAUGUUUCUUAUACUGCGCCGCCAAUAAGCCACGCACCACACGGAUGAAAAGUACCAUUUAUUGUGUUUGUACAUUUGUGUUUAAUCACUAUCCACCCCCAACCUCCCCUAUCUUGAUUACGUUAAACUAUCCUAUGAAUACCUGUGUAUCUUCCAAAUAAAGAUCUAAUUCAACCACA